Frieseomelitta varia is the source of this 1480-nucleotide messenger RNA. RefSeq lists its product as uncharacterized. The transcript is spliced from 2 exons. The coding region runs from base 310 to 1233 and encodes 307 amino acids. NCBI's taxonomy places the organism in Eukaryota, Metazoa, Arthropoda, Insecta, Hymenoptera, Apidae. The record is from RefSeq and is a predicted model, not a curated record.
AUGGAUUAUUAUUUUGAAUUUAACUUUUAAAUUACGAAAAAAACAAAAAAAGUUUUUGAAAUCGUAUGCAACAAUAUGCAUUUAGGUAGUAAAAUAAAGUAAUUUACGUACGUAUAGAGUCUAUUUACAUUCAUAUGUUUGUGUAUAUAUACAUUUAUAUACAGUAGUUCAUGCGUGCUCACGAUGGAGCGAGAAGUUUCUUAGUGGUUGAGACCACUUUUUUUUAGUUUUUCUAUAUUUUUAUAAAAGUUUUAACCAGAUUUUUCUACAACCAAUCGUAUCACGAAAUACAAUUCCAUAAUUAAAAUAAUGAGUUUCUUCAUAAUGCAGAAAUUCUAUGGAUUAAUUCUGUUUAUAUGGCUUACAUCUAUCCUAACCUUAUCUGUCAGCGAUGAAAUUAAAACAGAUGGUGAUACGACUCAGAUGUUGACAUUAAAUGCAAACUUUACUGACAGAAAUUCCAAAACUGAACAUCGAACUUCGUCUUCGCCGAUUCAAUUUAUGCCUGAAUCUGUUGAUUCUACUAAAACACGAAAUAAAAAUGUUGCCACUCCUUUAAUUGCAGAAGGUGGUCCAAUUCCAAUUGUUUCUAUUAUUGAGUCAAUACCUACUGAGUCACACAAAUAUGUAACAAAUGUUGCUGACAAUUUAGACAUACAAACUAAUGUAUUGAAAGAUGAUGACGUUCCAUAUGUAAAAAAGAAGACCACUUCUAAAAUUAUAUCAAGAAAAGGAGCAAUAAAUAAUGUUUCUUCCAAUAAAAUAAUAUUAUCUGAUGAUACAAAGUCAAUAAUUAAAUCUUCAACAACAGUAAAUGUUCAUAAUAACGAAAAGAUCGUUAAUAAUUUAAAGUUAAAUGUUACUGAAAAGUAUAUAAGCGACGCCUCAAGUAUUACUGUAAAUAAUACUUUUCAUUUUACAAAUACGAUGCCACAAAAAUUAUCAACUAAUGUUCCUAUAAUACCAUCAUUAGUCCAAGAACACAAACCUAAACCAACUGCAACAGUAAUAGAACCUAAUAGUGAUAAACAAGCAUUUAUACCUCAUAUGAAAGGUUCCCAUUUAGGAAUGCCAAAGAAAAUUAAUUAUGUUUUACCAGUUAUUGUUACUCUUAUAGCUCUGCCAGUUUUGGGUGCUAUUGUUUUCAUGUUGUACAAACAAGGUAGAGAUUGUUGGGACAAAAGACAUUAUCGACGAAUGGAUUUUCUUAUUGACGGAAUGUAUAAUGAUUAAUAUCUACAAAUGUUAUAUCAUUUAAAAAGUUAAAUUAUAAUGUUAAUUUCAUAUAUAAUGUAUAUAUACUGUAUACUGUAUAUAUAUACACACAUAACAAUCGAUUAUACUAUUCUGCCAUUAUAGUUGCAAUGAAGAUAUAUGUUUCAUUUACAAAUAUUUAUAUACAAAUUUUUUGUUUUAUUACAACAUUUGUAUAUAUAUUUUUUUUAUUCUAUUGCCUUGAUAUGAGAUUCAUUACUGUGUU